Molecule: messenger RNA, 498 nt
Organism: Serendipita indica DSM 11827
Lineage: Eukaryota; Fungi; Basidiomycota; Agaricomycetes; Sebacinales; Serendipitaceae
Source: the annotation of a GenBank genome assembly
AUGAAAUCAAACAGAUUACUCUACGAUGUUGCAUCUGGUCUGAAGCCACAAGCAUCUUCCCCAGCACUUGGCGAGCAAGAUAUAUUCUCAACUAUAAACGCUUGCCCUACAAGACUGUCUACGUCUCCUAUCCCGACAUUGAUGCCUAUGGAUUCGUCUCGACUUUCGCCAAUGGAUCAAGGUCCAAAUAGACCAAAGACGUUUCUCCCAGUCAUCUCUGUUCCGUCUGAAGACGGCGGACCUCCAAGCGUCAUUGCUGACUCUAUCAAUAUAGCCAUUUUUCUAGACGCCGAGUAUCCAGACACACCUCGCGUCUUACCACCAAACACGCGCGCGUUGCAAAUCGCAUUUGCAAAACGUUCGACCCUCGACCCGCGGGGUGCAGAGUACUACAAGUCUACACGCGAAAAGUGGUUCAACAUUCAACUGGACGAAUACUAUCCACGCUCACCUGAAGCGUUUCAAGCCCAGCCAAGAUACACGGAGUUCUCGACGUAA